ACGAAAAAGACUCGGAGUACCCUUGAACAAAAAAGGGGGGCGCUGGAUUGGCCAAAGCAACUCAGCAUAAGAACCUUCAACGUUUUGAGCGACUAUUAUAACAUACUUUUUAGUAUUCUGUAUUUGACCUUUUGCUAUUCUCUCUCCAAUUUCGUCGUGAUUCAAUGAUCAUGGCUUCCCAGCUCCUUCGACGCGCCUUCGGAAGCCGUUCGAGCCAGGUCCUCUCCUCCGCCACAAACCCUAACCCCAGCGCUCCGUCUGUAGCCAGGGCCUUCUCUUCCGAUUCCACGCCCAUCCGAGCCACUCUCUUCCCCGGCGACGGUAUCGGCCCGGAGAUCGCCGACUCCGUCAAACAGGUGUUUAAAUCUGCUGAUGUUCCAAUUGAAUGGGAAGAACACUACGUUGGGGACCAAAUAGAUCCUAGAACCCAAAGUUUCCUAACAUGGGAAAGUUUAGAAUCUGUACGACGAAAUGGGGUAGGCUUGAAAGGGCCAAUGGCCACACCAAUUGGAAAAGGUCAUCGUUCUUUGAAUCUUACUCUAAGGAAAGAACUUAACUUAUAUGCCAAUGUUCGGCCUUGCUACAGUCUCCCUGGCUAUAAAACUCGGUAUGAUGAUGUAGAUCUUAUCACUAUCCGUGAAAACACAGAGGGGGAGUACAGUGGACUUGAGCAUCAAGUGGUCAGAGGUGUGGUUGAAAGCCUCAAGAUCAUUACUCGUCAGGCCAGUUUGAGGGUGGCUGAAUAUGCUUUUCACUAUGCAAAGACUCAUGGAAGAGAGAGAGUUUCUGCAAUACACAAAGCCAACAUUAUGCAGAAAACCGAUGGUCUUUUCCUAAAGUGUUGUCGUGAGGUUGCAGAGAAGUACCCUGAGAUUAAAUACGAGGAAGUUGUCAUUGACAAUUGCUGUAUGAUGCUUGUGAAGAAUCCAGCACUUUUUGAUGUAUUGGUGAUGCCUAACCUGUAUGGUGAUAUUAUCAGUGACCUUUGUGCUGGGUUGAUUGGGGGAUUGGGCUUAACACCAAGCUGCAAUAUUGGUGAGGGAGGUAUUGCCCUUGCUGAAGCUGUACAUGGUUCAGCACCUGAUAUUGCUGGAAAGAAUUUGGCGAAUCCAACUGCUUUGCUAUUGAGUUCUGUCACAAUGCUGCGCCAUUUGAAGUUCCAUGACAAAGCUGAUCAGAUCCAAAAUGCUAUCCUCAAAACAAUUGCAGAGGGGAAGUACAGAACAGCUGACCUUGGUGGUAGUUCAUCUACAACCGAUUUUACAAAGGCAAUUUGUGAUCAUCUCUGAAGAGUGUUCAUCCGCAACUGAUUUUACAAAAGGCAAAUUGUGAUUAUCUUUGAAGAAUGUUUCAACAUAGGAAUUCAGUUUUGCAUUGGAGUUGACGACAAAUUAUUUGUUGUGAUUUUCCUAAUGGAGCUAUAUUCAGAACCUUUCUCUAGACCUCUUUUCUAAGGGGAAUAAGACCACAUCACCUUGAUGCUUUGAAGUUCACCUGGUUGCCAACAAAUGCAAAAAUAUUAUAUAUGUUACUAAACAACCAUGGAGAGGUUGAAGGGCGUUCAUGGAUGGAUGAAUAUGGCCUGGUUCAUUUCGAAAUCAGCAUUACCUGCUAUGUUUCAAAACAGACAUAGGUUGGACUCUUCAAAGGGUUCUCAUUUAGACUUCCAGUGCCGUCCUUAGUGGUUUGAUAUUCUUUGUCAAUACAACAUGAAAUAAAAGCAUUAUGAUGUGGUGUUAGUCCUUUUUUAUUGCGUGCCUUUUUGGACUUGGAGGGGUUUGUUUUUGAUGUAUGAAGCUUUUGCGGUGCUAUAUAAUUUUAUUAAUUUCUGUUUCUAAUUA
This is a messenger RNA of Alnus glutinosa, 1841 nucleotides long. Its product is annotated as isocitrate dehydrogenase [NAD] catalytic subunit 5, mitochondrial. Gene Ontology annotation, cellular component: mitochondrion. The record is from RefSeq and is a predicted model, not a curated record. The coding region runs from base 165 to 1289 and encodes 374 amino acids. NCBI's taxonomy places the organism in Eukaryota, Viridiplantae, Streptophyta, Magnoliopsida, Fagales, Betulaceae. Gene Ontology annotation, molecular function: isocitrate dehydrogenase (NAD+) activity; magnesium ion binding; NAD binding. Gene Ontology annotation, biological process: tricarboxylic acid cycle; isocitrate metabolic process. The transcript is spliced from 7 exons.